CAAUUUUCACACCUAACAAACACAGAAGCCGCCGGUCGGGACAAGGCGGGCUGUGUUGAAUCUGCCGCGCGGGAAUCUCCACCGCGGGCUCCCUUCAGGAAUGUGCUGCUGUGGAUACCAAGGAUAUGUAAAAACAGGGAAUAAGUGAGGAGGUCCCGCUUUAAGGCAGGCGCGUUACCGCGUGCCUGUGCUUUGUGGUUUAUCUCCUUUUCCGAUCGCGGCGUUCCCCCGGCGCCGCGGGCGGUGCCGAAUGUGCGGCGCUGAAGCGCCAGGCCCGUAAACAGCGGGCGGGCGAGGCGAUGGCGGCGGGCGGGCUGGCGGGGCUGCUGCCCGCACAGACACAGCUCGAGUACGCGCUGCUCGACGCCGACACCGCCCAGGAGAAGGAGAACCUGGUCUACCAGUACCUGAAGAAGGUGGACAGCCGGGAGCGGGACCUGACGGUGCCCGAGCUCGGCGGAGAUCUGCAAUGGUUAAACACUGAAGGUCCUAUUUCUCUUCACAAAGACCUUUGUGGAAAAGUUGUGGUGUUGGAUUUCUUUACUUAUUGCUGCAUCAAUUGCUUGCACCUGCUGCCUGAUCUCCACGCCUUAGAGCACCAGUACUCUGAUAAAGAUGGUCUUGUUAUUGUUGGUGUCCAUUCAGCGAAAUUCCCAAAUGAGAAGGUUCUGGAUAACAUUAAAAGUGCCGUUCUGAGGUAUAAUAUUGUCCACCCUGUAGUAAACGAUGCAGAUGCAACACUGUGGCAUGAACUAGAAGUGUCCUGCUGGCCAACCCUGGUCAUCCUUGGGCCUCGUGGAAAUAUGCUGUUUUCACUUGUUGGAGAGGGACACAGAGAGAAAUUGUUUUUAUUUACUUCUAUAACACUGAAAUUCUACAAGGAAAGAGGACAAAUCAAAGAUAACAGCAUUGGAAUAAAGCUGUACAGAGACUCCCUCCCACCUUCUCCUCUGCUGUUUCCUGCCAAAGUGACUGUAGAUAAUUCAGGAGAAAGGUUGGUAAUAGCAGACACUGGACACCAUAGGAUUUUGGUUACUCGUAAAAAUGGACAAAUUCUGCACACUAUUGGAGGUCCAAACAGUGGAAGAAGAGAUGGAAAAUUUUCAGAGGCAGCUUUCAACUCACCACAAGGGAUUGCUAUAAAAAAUAAUGUUAUUUAUGUAGCCGAUACAGAAAAUCACCUAAUUAGGAAGAUUGACCUGGAAUUAGAGAUGGUGACCACUGUGGCAGGCAUUGGGAUACAAGGUGUUGAUAAGGAAGGUGGAGCAAAAGGAGAAGAACAGCCCAUCAGCUCUCCGUGGGAUGUGGUCUUUGGAAGUUCAACUUCAGGAACCCAGGAAGAUGAUGUUUUAUGGAUAGCAAUGGCAGGCACCCAUCAGAUAUGGGCACUGAUGUUGGAAGAUGGAAAACUACCAAAGGGAAGUGAUUUAAAGAAAGGAGUCUGCCUUCGAUUUGCUGGGAGUGGAAAUGAGGAGAACAGGAACAAUGCAUACCCACACAAGGCAGGCUUUGCCCAGCCUUCGGGGCUGUCCCUGGCUCCCGAGGAUCCCUGGAACUGCCUGUUUGUGGCGGACAGCGAGAGCAGCACCGUGCGAACCGUCUCACUGAAGGAUGGAGCGGUGAAGCACCUUGUAGGAGGAGAGAGAGAUCCAUUGAAUUUGUUUGCCUUUGGUGAUGUGGAUGGAGCGGGCAUAAAUGCAAAGCUGCAGCAUCCCUUAGGAGUAACAUGGGACAAGAAAAGAAAGCUGCUCUAUGUGGCAGAUUCCUAUAAUCACAAGAUUAAGGUUGUAGAUCCCAAGAUGAAGAACUGUGCUACCCUGGCAGGCACAGGAGAAGCAGGCAAUGUUGUUGGUUCCACCUUUACACAGUCAACUUUUAAUGAGCCAGGAGGUUUGUGUGUUGAAGACAAUGGCCGCUUGAUGUAUGUUGCAGACACAAAUAAUCAUCAGAUUAAAGUGCUGGACUUGGAAACAAAAAUUCUUUCCAUGUUACCUAUCCUGAAGCCAGAAGCAUGUGAUGUUCCAGAUAACCUGCCUGUACAAAAGGAUAAAAUAACAAACCUUCCAAAACUGCCUAAAUCCGCACCAAAUGUUCAACUUCCUGCAGUAACUGUAGCUCCUGGCCAGACAAUUCAGUUUUUACUAAACUUGACUCUUCCUCCAGAUUCAAAACUGAAUGAAGAAGCACCCAAUUCCUGGUUUAUCACAGCAGAAGAUAAUAUGUGGUUGCUUCAAGGACAGUGUCUGACUGGAGAAAUCAAGGAUGUUUCCUGUCAAACUGUCAUUCCCUUUCAGUUACCCAGGAGCUGUGUGUCAGCUGAAGCUGUCCUGGCUGUCAAAGCGUGCCUCUACUACUGCAGCAAAGGUAGCAGUGCCUGUAUGAUGAAAGGAGUCUCAUUCAGCCAGCCUUUACAGAUAACUGGUACCAACCAAGGCAGCUCAACUCAAGUUGAACUGAUACACACAUUUUUAACCAACUAACCCAAAGCCAGCUAAUUUCAUACUUCAUUUUGCUAUACACCGUUUCUACAGGAUAAAGUAAAAAUAGAUAACUUUUCUCUGUUUUUUCCUGAAAUUUAUGACAGAGCUAAGAAAUAAUAUACCUGGUCAAAUAAAGUAGAGUUCCCUACAGCUUAAUGGGAAAAUUUAUCAUCACAACCUCAUUUCUUUGCAUUACAGUAGCAGCAAUAACAUUGUAAUACUGUAGACUCUGCUGCCAGUUGUGGACAUAUUGGAUGUCUGCCAACCUGAGUAAUGAGCAACAAUUUUUAGAGCCCUUUUGAAAGAGCUGGUGUUACUCUGUGAUGUUACUGUAAGCUCUUUGCACUGUACAUACUGUUAGAGUAGCUAGAUCAUUCUGGACUAACAGUUCAAAAUUCCUUUCGUGCCCUUAUUAAAUUGUACUAGAAUGUUGGAAGGAAUAGCCUCCUUCUCCAGUCUGUAAAAGAAGUAUCUUGCUUAUUUUUCUGUAAUGACAUUUAUGACACGUGUAUUUUGAAAAUACAUGUUAAAAUAGGUGCAGCUCUAAUUUUAUGCAAACUGAGUAACCGCUUUAACUCAAUGUGACCGCCUUAUAUGAAGAGCGUAGGUUCAUGGAAAAUUUUCUGUGAAAGGAAUUGUUCAAGUUUCUACGGAAGAAUUCAAUGGUGAUUUCUAACAAAGAAUGUGCCUCUUUGCAAUGUAUAGAUAUAUAUAUAAAGAGAAAACACCACAAAACCAUGCUGGAGCUUUUCUGAUGCAUACCAAUUUACAUUUUAUAGAAGGUGGUAGAUAAUGGUUAAAUAUCUAAACAGCAAAAAUUAAAUGUCAACCAUUUCAAGCAGGGUGAAUCACUUUCCUAUUUUUAUGAUUUCUCUGUAAAGACUUGUGUGAAGUCUUGGGUCUUGAAAAUAUGUAAUAUUGUGAAGAAUAUUUUGUUCUUGAAGUCUGAUUCAGAGUCUUUUGAAGUCACUGUUAGUCCCCACUUUUGUAAUAGUGGCCACUGAACCAGAAUUGUAUAUUUAAUAAUGGAUUAUUUACAUUCAUGUUUAGAGGUUCUGAUCUCCUAACGUUUGUGUCAGGUGCUUGAAGCUGUGUUGCGAAACUCUGCCUUUAGUGGUUAAAGGUUUUGCAAGUAAAAUUCCCUCUAUUUGCCAUAGUAAGUAGCAGGAAUACGGGGGAGGGGGGGUGUGUGUGUGCAAGUUUCUUACUUUAACUAGAAGAGUUUCCACCAUGCCUCAGUGGUAAUUGGAUUAGGCUUCACUCUCUGGUCAUGAUGAUCAGUGCUGAGAAGAUGAUUUUGUUUUAACUUUGAAGAUAGUAUUUUUCACAUAUAUAAUGAAGUGCAGUAGUGAAAGAAUUUUUAUACAGUCUUUUCUAAAACAGUCACCAUUAUUCAUGACACUUGUCAGUAAACCCCCAGUAUCAGUUGUUGUUGCUUUUUCUUACUUAAAGACUGACUGAAAUGUUGGUCAUGAACCCAGGAGUAUUGUUUUAAGGGAACCAUAUGGGCUGGUGUGGUUUUUCCUUCCAUUGAAAUGCCAGUCUAUCUGAGAGUUCUUUGUGGUACCAGAAAUGGUUGUUAUCUCACCUGUCAGUAAGGCAAGGGCUGAACUAUUAUUUUUCUUGUGUUUGGUUUUUAAGCAACUUUCCUAAUUCAGUGUUUCAGCCUCUCAAUUCUCACAUGCCAUUUUGAAGAAUGAAAAAGUUUUGCUACUUUGUUCACAGAUUGCAAAUUCUACUGGAAGGAUGAAGAUAAAGAAACUGAGUUGGGCAUGUAUUAUUGUUUACACUUCAGCACAACUUUCACAAUUUUUUGUCUGUUUACCUUUGGAAAGCCAGGAAACCUUAGAUCAGCAUCUAGAUACCCAAAACAUUUUCUGUUGCUCUCUGAAAAAAACAAGCAUUAGUUUCAGAAGUUCAGAAUAAGGAACCAAUUUGUUAGUUAUCUUGAAUGUGUAAUUCAUCAGGUGGAUUUUUUUCUCUCAUUUUAUUGCAUCAUGGAAUGGCCUGGGUUGGAAGGGGCCUUAAAGAUCAUGUAGUUCCAACCCCCCCUGCCACGGGGACACCUUCCACUAGCCCAGGUUGCUCCAAGCCCCAUCCAGCCUGGCCUUGAACACUUCCAAGAAUGGGGCAUCCACAGCUUCUCUGGACAACCUGUGCCAGUGCUUCACCACCCUCACAGUAAAGAAUUUCUUCCUAAUAUCUAAUCUAAAUAUACCUUCUGUCAGUUUGAAGUCAUUCCCCUAUGUCCUAUCCCUACAUACCCUGUAAAAAGUUCCUCUCCAUCUCUCUUGUAGCCCUCCUUUAGGCACUGGAAGGUGCUAUGAAGUCUUCCGAAAGCCUUCUUCAGGCUGAACAACCCCAACUCAAAUUUUGAGCUAGAAUGACGUAUUUUUCUAUUUCAGUUAGAUAAGAUCAAAUUCUGCCUGUAUUCCAGUAUUAAAAAAAAAUAAAUGUUUUUUUAUUGACGCUGUUUAAUUAAUGUAUUGCCGUAGGGGAAAGACUGUAUUCCUCACUUUAUUUAGCUAUAGUGUAUAAUGUUUAACUAUAGUAUUGUAGUUACAUUUUCUGUCUAAAUGUUCUGCUCCUUGCUCAGUCUGUGUGUUCACUGUGAUUGGCCUUUUGUCAUACAGCCUAACACUAUGUUUUGUUUGUCCAGGGGACAGCAUACACAUUCCCAGAGUCACUCCUUCUGUUUCACUUGUAGUGUGCAGACAUUUGAAUGUUCUGUAAUUAGAAAAGCACAUUUUUUAAAAGCUUGUGAUAUUUAGGGAUCCUGUUUCCAUUUCUUCCUCCGGGGUUUACAAGAUGCUCUUACAGUAAAACAGUGAGUGCCAUAAAUUUCACCAGACAGGCAAACAGUAUGGCAUGUAAAAGCUACAGAAAUUUAUUUCAUUUAGCUAUCAGAAAGCAUCUUCAAAAUAUGAUACAGAAAAAUAAAAGAUGUUACUACUCUGUCUAAAUAGUGAAAAAUCAGAUAUAUUGAUGACUGCUGCCUCUUUGUAUGGUAACUUAGCUUUGUGAUGUUUCCUGAUAUAAAAGUUCUAAGCAGGUUGAUAUGGCUCAGCACUCCCAGACCUCUGUCUUACAGUAAAUGUAAUUCAAGGCCUUUUCAAAACAUGUCUUUCUACUGACUUUAACAGUUUUUGCGUCAGACCUUAAUGAAGUAAUAAUGACUAGCAAAUCUCUGAAGAGUAUUGGUCAUGGUUGAUCUGUAUAAUGGAAACAAUGGCAUUUUAAGUUCAUAGUUGUAGUGUUUGCUUUUCUGGGACAGCUUUUGAUUUUGAACGAAUAUAUUAGUAGUUCCAUUAAAUGGUUUUAGACAUUUUAUUUAAUUGCAGUACAGUAAUUUUUAUUAGACUAGAAAAAAGAUGAUGUGGUUUCGAAGAGGGAGCAUAGUUAGUUUUAACAGCUGUUCAUAUUGUUUGAAUGCAAUAGUAUCCUUCUAGUAGUUUGUUCCCUUCUGUUGAAAGAAGGGUAGGGAUGGUGACUGUGUAAACCUAUUGAUGGGCAUAUAUUUGAUGCGUACGUUUCUAGUUGAUUUCUUUUUGUGUUAGAUUCUUACAUCAUUCUGGGCUUUUCUUCAAAGUUUGUGUUUUGCCUGGUCUUCUGGAAGACCAGGCAAGGAAAACCUCUACAGGUUUUCUACCUGCCAAGCAUUACGUUUGUAUAAUGCUGUGGUAAUGUGGUACAAAGCAAGUACAGACCAGAUGGGUAAUACAUGAGAAAGUAGUUUUAUAGCAUCAUGUAAAUGCCUUACCCACUUAGAGAAAAGGUGCAUAUGGCUUCCAGUAUAUUGUAUAUAUUCUUAAUGCACUUUUUUUUAUUUUAAUAGGCAAAUAUUGUAGCUAAAACCAUAGGUAAAAUGUUUUGUUGAGAGAACAUCAAGAAAAACAUACUCGUUAUCUCUUGCUCAGAGGAGGGGGAUGAUCAGAAUGAAGAGACUUUUCUUCUCGUUUAGGGGCAUGUCCCUUUGUUCCUUUAAUUAUUGACUAUUUAUUUUAGCAAAGAGAGAGGUAUUAUUGACCACAAAUUCUCUUGAAUUUUUGAUUCCUAACAAGGUUUUCUACAUACAUGAAAGCUUUAAAUGUCUGACUUCAUAGAGUUAUAGGUGAUACAUCUAGUUUUAAAUGGCUUGUAGUUUAGCAGGCAAUAGCAGAGAUUUAUGUACAUUCUUAAGAUCUGUAAUUUUCUAAAAUCACUGUUAUUCAUUAAGACUUACCACAAAGACACAUUGGACCUACACUCCGAUUGAAGUGUGUUCGUAAACUUUGUUUUGCAAAUCAAAAGUAAGGUUUUUUUCCUGGUAUAAUGUGGGAGAGGAGCUGUGACACAUUGUGUGUAUGUGUUCUCCAGGCUGUGGUUGUUCUACCUAAGGAAAAUUUACCAUGUGCAGCAGCUCAUCAGCCACCCCCUGGUAACUCUCCACACAAAUCUGCCAGCUCAGUUGUUAACGUUAUCAUUUAAAAUUACUGGUUUGUGUUAGCAAAUAUUUAGUAUUUGGAAUUUAUCAUUAGAAUUUUCAUUGAAAUCAGUUUGUCAGGGAUUAGAGGAGCUUCUCUGUCCCAAGCAAGGAAAGUGUAAGAAUAGUAACAAGUAGUUUGACAUAGUUUCUUUUUUUAAGUGAGUUGUGGUUAUUUUUUAAUUAAAUCACCACAUCUGUUUUUGUAUUCAACAACAGAUCAUGAAUUUAAAACAAUAUUUCUAAUAUAUUACAUUCCAUUGUGUUCGUAUAACCAAAUUUGAUUACUCUCUUCCAUCAGAAGCAGCUUAUCUACAUUUUGUAAUUUUUGUGCUACGAUAGGUAAAAUCACGACUCUCAUUAAGGAUUAGGAUUCAUUCCUGUUCAGGAUUCAGCGCAUCUAUCACUGAGUUUCCAAGUUUAUCUUAGUUUCUUUGACAUACUGCCAUGGGGAUUUUGGUUGGGUUUUUGAGCCUGUCUUUUCUUCCUGUAGUUUCCACAAUGAAAUGCAACCAGUAUCUUGUUACCACGGAAGGAUCCGAGUAGGAAAGAUAAUUCCCUCCACCAGCUGCUUGCCCUUCCCCUGCUGUAGGGGUGGGGAUGUAAACAGCAAGUUUUAGGGAGCAUUAGAAUAACAUUAUGUCCUCAGGUGAGAUUCGUCAGGCUUUACAGUGAUGCAGCUACUGUCAGAAUUUUUACCUUUACCUCUGGCCCUGUCCAGCAAGGUCCUGAAGUUGUUUCCAGAUGUCCCAGAACAUCCCGUCAAACUUGAGUAGCCUGUGCAGGGAUUCUGAUGGCUCUUGGUUUCAGGAAACUUUGAUGCUAUAGGUUAAAUAAUUUAUCUGUUAUGUAAUUUGCUGUCUUGUUGCAGGUUGCACUUAAUUGGAAUCAGGUAAUUCACUUUUGUCUCAGAUGAGAAGCAAGAAAACUGGGGUGUAAGUGGAGGAAUGUUUGCGUAGCUAUAAUUAAUUACUUUUUGCUUAGUUUACCUCUUUGGUGGUCCAUUGCUUUCAUGUGUACCAGGGAACUCUUUGUCCAAUUGCAGGCUCUAGGUCUAAGCAAAAGAAUUGCAACUAUUUUUCAAGUCUUGCCUAGUUCCUUUGAAAUAUUGACCAUUGUGAGCUAAAGAAAUCCCAUUUGAAAAAAUCUGUUUAUACAUGUACCUUAACUUAAUGCUCUGUACUCAACAUGACUCAGAAAAGUGAUAAUUCACACAUGCAUUCUUUCCCAUUUUGACUAAGUAUUGAGCAACUCAACCCAUCUGGCCAUUGUCAGACUUCAUAGAAAGCAAGACAACAAUUCCCAAUUUGAUUUUUAAUUCCCUAAUUGAUGUCUUUAUAGAAAUUAAGGGCCUAUUUCCCAAGCUUUUGAUUAAACUGAAAUCCUUGGUUUUGAACUGUACAUUUAAGGAAUCUGUCCUGAGAGUUGCCUAUAUCAGAUUUUAAAAAUUUUGAAUUGAUAGUAAAGUGGAGGAACAGAAUUGCUAAAUGUUUUAUAUAUUGAAUAUUCAAAAUUUUCUAAUUUCACUUUUAAAGUAGAAUUAGAACAAUUAAAACAUUCUCUUCUCUAAGUCAUUACCAUUAAUGUACCAUUAAUCAUUGUAUCAUUAAAACCUGUGAUGGAUCUAUGUGAUUUUAUGAAGAAAACAAAGAAAAAUAAGGUAGUUGUAAAACUGUGACUGAGCGAAAUCCAGGUGCUCCAAAUUAGCGGCAAAUGUCCUUAGGGCCAGGAGUUCAGCCCAAUGUGACAGAAAUUCUGCCUUUUCAUUACAUCAUGAUGGCUGAAGGAAAAAUAUCAGUGCCUUUUGUAACAAUACUUGAAAGUGUUUCUUUACAGAAAUCUGGAGUACUGAUUGAAAUAAGGUAUUUGAAUUUCAUGGUUCGCAAGUUUCACAGGGGUUUAAUUCUACUAAUUCUAAAACUGUGAAGAGUUUUCCUUCUUCAUGUUUUUGAAUUAAGUUGAAAUUAAGGUGCUUAUUUGUCAAGCUACUUUUCUUACAAAAUACUUUAAAUUGUGGUUGUUUCUUCUUCUCAAUCUUGUGAACUUACUUCUGAAACUAUUGUUACCUCUUCUGUGCACUUCAGAAUAAACUUGGCAGGGAGACUUCAAACAGCUUACUGAAAUUGUGGUUUGAGUGAGAUGAAAGGCAAAACAUGCACUGAUCUAAAAGGGCAAAAGUGAUGAUACUUCUUGGUAUUUGAGGGGUGGAGGGUUGGUCUUUGUUUUGGAUUCUUUCUCAUCUGUUCUACAGAUCAGCAGAGAUUCUUUUCAUGGCAGAAGGUUGUGCGUAGAGAUAGUGAGGAAGGAUCAGGUUCUCUCACUGUGAAACCAUGUAACUUCAUUUAGGUUCUGAUGCUGGGAUAUCAAAAUCUCAGCAGUGUAAUACUAGUGAAGAAAGUCACAUUUGAGCACUUAACACCUUAAUAAAUGUCUCCAUGUGGUUUAAGGGGAAAGACAGGAAUUUUUUUCUUUUUCUUUGAGAAUUUCAGGGUUGCUCUGUGGACCUUGGGAUAUUUUUGUCUGCUCUUUGAGAUACUAAACCUUUGUUUUUCCAUUACAUGUGAUGCAAAGCCUUUCAAAUAUCUGAACGUUUAAAAGAUGUGCUUUAUAUUUAUGGUUACAUAAUAUGCUAAGCAUUAAAACGAAAGCACUUCAUCUACAGUAGGUAAUGUAAAUGCUUCACAGAGAGUGUUGCCUGACAGCGUUCUUAACAAUAUUCAUGGAUUAUGAUCAUUUUUAAAUAAAAGGUAAAUGUCUUGUGAUAUUAUAAGAACAAAUAAAUACACUGUAGAAGAAAUGUCAGCCUCGGAUAUCAAUCCAACAAAUAAACAGCGAUUAAAGAAUGUACACUUUUCUUCUGUGAAAUCUCUUUCUCCCUGUAAAGCUUUUUCAUGGAAAAAUAAACAUUAAAAAAUUUUAUGUUUUCUUUCAA
This is a messenger RNA of Pseudopipra pipra, 9874 nucleotides long. RefSeq names its product NHL repeat containing 2 (gene NHLRC2). The record is from RefSeq and is a predicted model, not a curated record. Lineage: Eukaryota; Metazoa; Chordata; Aves; Passeriformes; Pipridae. The coding region runs from base 300 to 2480 and encodes 726 amino acids. Gene Ontology annotation, molecular function: protein binding. The transcript is spliced from 11 exons.